GACGUGGUCGCCAUGUUCGUAUUGAUACGCAAAUCACUCAUCCGGAUCCGCAGGAUCCUUUGUUGAUCGUGUAAAUAUCUUGAAAAGACGUCGGGGAUGUGGUUUGUCUGUACGGAGUCACCAUGUAGGCAUAACGUCCAGAGACACCAUGCAUAUGAUAUUUGGAUAAGCUUCUACUACUAUGUCCAGGGUCGCUGUGGACGCUCCUCUGGCUAAGGUACUUGAUCGCGUCCAUGGUUGCUGUGGACAUGCUUCCUGGAUAAGCCUACCCUGAUAUCCACGGUCACUAUGUAGUCCCUGAUCUUCUACUAACUUGCGUCCACAGUCGUUAUGUACAAUCUUUUAUCUUCUAACUCGCGCGUGGUCACCACGUACGAGCUCUUCUUAUACCUUACCAUCAUCCGUGCAUAGUUACCAAGCACAUCAACCUCUAACUGUUUUUCAUUCAUGUUAACCCGGUCAACAUUUAUCCAUGGUUGGGAUAAUUAUACCAUCACAAGCCCCCCACUCCCUAAGCCAAAUAGCAUAUUGGCUAUAGGGAGUAUAGAGACACAGUUGCCGUGGCCAUAGGAGUACACGGUCACCAUAGCCGACUAGCAUAUGGGGAUAGAGAGUGUAGAUACAUGGUUGCCAUGCCAAAUCUGAAGUGUACAUGGUCACCAUGUCAAUACUUUUGUCUUUUUACAAUUCAAUCACUUAAAUCUUAUCUUUUAACAAAAUUGGUAUUUUAUAUUCCCAAUUUUACUUUUUCCCUGGCAGCCUCGUGGAUAAGGGUCAACCACCGUCAUAGCUGUUCUGUCCAGACCGCAGCUCGCCGGAAACAAGGCCAGCGUCGUCCGCCGCUCGCCGGCGUCCAUCCGCCCCACCAGCAAGCCCACUCGGAGUUCCAGUCUGCCACGCCCUUCAUCAGUUUUCACCGACCACCGCGAGUAAGAGAGACAGUCCAACUCCACCGUCGCAGUGACCUAGCGGGUAGCUGGCCAUUGAAUUUCUACAGAAAAUCUCAGCACCGCCGCCAACUUUCUUUAUUUCAGUUCACUGCUUAUCUUCUCCGUUACUCUGUCUCAGUCGCCUCCCCUGUGUAUUCUAGGCCGCAGGCGUUUUCGGGUGAAGAGUACUGCUGCCGUCGGACGUCGGUUUUCCGUUUCCGUUCUUCCCUGGGUGUGGAUCUACGACUUCAAGCCGCCGCCGCUUGUCAGGGUACGCAGGAAUAGCUGUUAAUACCUUAUGGAUAUACUGGACUCCAUAGACUCUGAUGAAUUGCUCAGUGGUGACGGGGAAUUAGUGUUGGAGAAUUUUCCUCAUCCCUGGGCAGAUGUUAAUUCUGAUGUUGAAGAAAUUAGUCCCAUAAAGCCACGAGCCGCUUCAGUCAAACCACCAAAACGUCGCUACCGUGGUCCGUAUCCACCCUUAGACCCGAGCCCCAUCUUACACUACAGGUCGCGCCUCUCAGUUUCCAAGUUUGAAAAGUAUAAGAAAUUUUUUCCGUCCACAGUGACUGUCCGAUGUCCCGAUUCGGAGGAUAUUGUAACCGAUCCUCCUAAAGGUCACUUUUUCGGGGUGCAUAUUCUUUCCAUAAAAUUAGGAUUCCGCUUUCCCACACACUCUUUGAUUAUCGAGUUUUUAAAUGAUCUUGAAAUUUCACCUUGUCACUUGACUCCGCUCGGUCAUCAAUAUCUGGUAGCUUUUCUUGUCCGGUGUGAGACACUUGGGAUUGAACCGUCCCUAGACCUCUUCAAGCACAUGUUCCGAGCUGGGCAGUGCUCGGCAUCUGAUAGUCUGUCCUGGGUGUCUAUCUCUCAGCGCAACCACUUUGACAUGUGGAAGGUCACUCGUAGCAACGAAGCCAAUUGGAAAGAAGAAUUUGUCUAUGUGUCGUCUGGAUCUCCGUUACCUUUUUCAUCGUCUUUGAAAUGUCGAUUUAAGAAGUAUUCGUACCCGAAACUUCCAGUUGACCAGGAGACAUGGCCGGCUAUGAUUCUUUCUGGAGGACCGUAUAGCCUCUCUGCCUUUACUUCCGAGGACCGCCUAACCACGGUUGGACUCUAUUCGCCGUCACCAUGUUCGGGUGCACACGCAUCCACGUCCACGGAUCAAGAUAUGACAUCGCGGUUGGAGAUGUUCCAAAGCUUCGACCAGGAUGGGCCUCGCGGUAGUGACCAGGGGCGCUCUGACAAGAAACCAAGGGUUCCCUCCGUCACAAAAGGCAAGGAUGCCAUUGUAACUGUGCCUUCAUCCAUUGCAAAACGCAGGGCCGCUAGCCCCGCAGCCCGCGUCACCCGUAGCAUGAGUGAUAUUCCCACGGCGGGGAUGACUACUUGGUUACGAGGUAACCUUGAGUUACCUCCGCUCUUAUCACAGGUGAUCACGGCGACUGAGAAGGAGAAAAUUUCAACACUUGACCAUGCUGCUUUAGAGAAGAGGAGCCACCAUGGCCUGGCCGAGCUACUGUUGUCCAUCUCCGAGGUGAACCGAAGGAAAGAUGAGCGCGAAAAAGAUUUGUCGCUACAACUCACCGAAUUAGCGAAGGAGGUGGCAUCGCUCAAGCUCGUGCGUGACUCACAUGCAGCCGAGGUCACUAUGCUUAAAGAAAUGCACGCCGUGGAGUUGGCCAAUGCAAGGGGGCGGGCCGUGGAUGCAUACAAGAAUUCUCCAGAGUUCGUGUCUGAUCAGGAAGCAUACAUUAAUGCCCACUUGAACGAUAUUAGCAAGCAUUGGUUGUCUACUCCGGAAGGUCGUGAGAAACUGGCCUUAGAGAGCUACAUCUCCUACCAGAUCGGGAUAUAUGCCACUCAACAGAAAGUAUAUCCUAUCUUGAGGGAUAAGGCUGGUGCCUCUUGCAUCACUGAUUGGGGACUUCCUCCUGAGGUUCCCAACCCUGAGAUCCCGGUAGCCAACACGCCCCUGGACUAUAUUCCUUUUGACAGACUCCCCACUGAUGAGGAGCUUGGCGAUCUUCCUUCCGAGACAGAUCACCCAGCUUCGACUGCUUCUGUGCCUUAGAGCAUGCAUGGGAGUGACGGAUGGACGUAGUGUAGACUUUAAUUCUGUCAUGUCUUCAAUUACGAGUACCUGAAUUGCUAAACAUGUUUUGAAUUUCAUAAAAUAAUAAUGAUGCAUGUC
Molecule: messenger RNA, 3123 nt
Organism: Cuscuta epithymum
Lineage: Eukaryota; Viridiplantae; Streptophyta; Magnoliopsida; Solanales; Convolvulaceae
Source: the annotation of a GenBank genome assembly